Messenger RNA from Mauremys reevesii (Reeves's turtle), 1933 nucleotides. Its product is annotated as major histocompatibility complex class I-related gene protein-like. The coding region runs from base 24 to 1091 and encodes 355 amino acids. The transcript has 9 exons. The record is from RefSeq and is a predicted model, not a curated record. Gene Ontology annotation, biological process: immune response. Lineage: Eukaryota; Metazoa; Chordata; Testudines; Geoemydidae. Gene Ontology annotation, cellular component: external side of plasma membrane.
CCCUGCAGCCCCUGCGGGCGGCCAUGGCGCUGCUGCCGCUGCUGGUGCUGCUGGGGGCUGCGGCCAGCCCGGGGGGCUACGCCAACCCAGCCCCGCACGCGCUGCGCAAUUUCUUCUGGGUGGUGUCGGAGCCCGGCCCGGGGCUGCCCGAGUUCAUCGCGGUCGGGUACGUGGACGGGCAGCUCACGGUGCACUACGACAGCGAGACGCGGAGCGCGGAGCCACGCGUGGCGUGGGCGGAGCGGAACCUGGACGCGCAGUACUGGGACGGGCAGACCCAGGUCGCACAGGGCUGGGAGGCCUUGUUCCAGGCGAACCUGGACACCCUGCGCGGGCGCUACAACCAGAGCGGGGGCUUUCAUACCCUCCAGGUGAAGUACGGCUGUGAGCUACGAGAUGAUGGCACCAUUGGGGGGUUUGAGCAGUACGCGUAUGAUGGGGGAGACUUUCUCAGCUUUGAUACAAAGACCCACACCUGGGUAGCAGCAGCCAGAGAGGCUGAGAUCACCCAGCACAGAUGGAAUGAGGAUAAGGCCUAUCUUCAGCAAGAGACAGCCUACCUGGAGCAGGAGUGCAUUGAGUGGCUGCAGAAAUACCUGACCUACGGGAAGGAGACGCUGCAGAGAAGAGAGCCACCGCGGGUGCAGGUGAGCGACCGGCCGAGCCGGGACGGGCUCACCACCCUCUCCUGCUGGGUCCAUGGCUUCUACCCACGGAGCGUGGCCGUCAUGUGGCUGAGGAAGGGGGUGGCCGUGCCGCAGGAGACAAACCGUGGGGACGUGCUUCCCAGCGGGGACGGGACCUACCAGACCCGGGCCACCAUCGAGAUCGACCGCAGCAGAGAGACCGAUUAUACCUGCUGCGUGGAGCACCCCAGCCUGGCGGAGGAUCUGAGAGUGCCCUGGGCGCCCAAGUCCAACGUGAUGCUGAUCGUGGGUGUCGUUAUUGGGGUUCUCGUGCUGGUCGCUGCCAUCGCUGGAGCCGUUGUCUUCCUCAGGAAGAAGAACAGCGGCUACAAAGCAGCUGCAGCUCACGAAGGCUCUGCCAGCUCCGGAAGCGACCAGGGAUCCAACACCUGUGUCAAGGCGUAACGGAGCCCGUCAGCCCUGGCUGGGGGAUCCCAGACACGAGAUGGGACCGGAGCAGAUCAGGCUCCUGGGAAUGAAACAGCUCAGCAGCACCUUCCACAACCUGCUUAAAGCCUUUGCCUUGAUUGUACCCGAGCCAAACGCCCGCCUGUGAGAGAACUGAACUCUCCGUGGCUGCAGACAGCCAGGGAUGGUCGGGGUCGCUUAGUGUUUGAUUGCUACAGAACUGUCUUGUUUUAAAACUUAAAUCGAUGAGGAUAGAAAAAUAACCAGGGUUGGCUGGACUGAAUUGUUAGCGAUGGGCUGUACCCAGCACACACUGUCCUGUUCGCUUUGAUUGUAACUUAGCCCGUUUUCUGUUUCCGUGGUGAUUACGGUGUUAAGAUGUUGUUCUUUUUGCUGCUGCAGCUUCCUGUGUAAUGGGCUAAAUCCUGCUGUCAGGGCACUGGUCACCCCAGUGUCAGGCCUUGUCUACAUUGCGAUUUGCACCAGUGUCACUACAGAGGUGUGAGUUUGAAGUGGGCUAGUUAAAUCCCUGUGUGGACACUGAGUCUGGUGUAAGACAGGGCUUGUUUUGAUUCCCAAGUGACUCAAGCGACACCAGAAAAAGCCACCUCUUCUCCCAGGAUCAGUGUCCCCUAACUGAUCUGGUGCACGUUUGCGUGUAGACAAAGCCUACGCUGGCGCCGAUUCUGCUCCCAAAUGGGUUGAUUUUUGUGUGUGACAGAUGAGAUGUAAUUUUUUUUUUGCUUAAGAUUUUAAAACCAGUUUUAAAUAGUAACGUUCUGUCUCUUGGCAAUUUUCAGUUGGACACAAUAAAUGUAGGUUUGGGGUUUUAAUCUCUC